Apis florea (little honeybee) is the source of this 890-nucleotide messenger RNA. RefSeq lists its product as uncharacterized. NCBI's taxonomy places the organism in Eukaryota, Metazoa, Arthropoda, Insecta, Hymenoptera, Apidae. The record is from RefSeq and is a predicted model, not a curated record.
UAGAAUACUGAGAUGUAGUUCAGUUCGUAAACAAAAUAUAUCCGACGGAAACAAAAAGUAUACGUUUUAUAUCUAUUCAGUAAAUGAGAACGUAACGAUUGAGAGGAAAUAUUUUUCAAUGUUUAAAUUUUUGUGCAAAUAAAGAAUGGCUGUACGAUUAACCACAAAUACAAUACGUUAGAAAUGCGCUAAUAUUUUUUUCUCGUUUAUAUUCCAAAUUUAAUCGGGAUUGGAAAAUUUAAUUGUUUGAUUUAUAUAUUUUCACGGUUUUAGGUACGUUAUAUGCCAUUCAAAAUUAUUCAAAAGAAAUGAAGCAUCAAUCGUACACACAAUUAACAAAUUAUAACAAUAAUUCUCAAGAAACGUAUAGAUUAAAUAAAUUUAAACAAAUAAUACGAAAUUCCUCCAAAACUUCAACUUCCUCUAAUGAUACAUUAACUACAGAAAAGAUGGAAUCUGAGAAAGAGGUAAAUAGCAUAUCGAGCGAUAAUGCACUGAUCCAUAAAAUUCAUCUAACCGAUCAUCCGCUACGCAACAAUGUACCAGAACGAGAAAAGUGUACCGAACUCGACGACAUAUUGGCAAAAUGGAAUGUUUAUAAGCCGAAAAAAUGAUAUUCGUUAAUAUAUUUUUAUAUUAAUAAUCGUGUAUGGCAAUCAUGAGUUAAAUUUUAUGUCGACAUAAAUUAUUAACUCUAAAUUUGUUCAAAUAAUAUGUAAAUUAUGUAAAAUAUUUUAGAAAAUUAGAUAUAAUUUUUCGUAUAGAUCUCAUAAUUAGAAAAAUAUUAAAAAAUUCCCUGCAAGUAUUUCAAGAUGAGAGAUCUAUAGUAAAAUAUAUUUUUAAUUAUAUAAAAUUAUAAAAUUAAUGUAAUUGUGAAUAAUACAAUUAUU